CCUCAGCCACCAUCAAUACAUCCGUCACAACCUCAGCCAUCAUCAAUACAUCCGUCACAACCUCAGCCAUCAUCAAUACAUCCGUCACAACCUCAGCCAUCAUCAAUACAUCCGUCACAACCUCAGCCAUCAAUACAUCCGUCACAACCUCAGCCAUCAUCAAUACAUCCGUCACAACCUCAGCCAUCAUCAAUACAUCCGUCACAACCUCAGCCAUCAUCAAUACAUCCGUCACAACCUCAGCCACCAUCAAUACAUCCGUCACAACCUCAGCCAUCAAUACAUCCGUCACAACCUCAGCCACCAUCAAUACAUCCGUCACAACCUCAGCCAUCAUCAAUACAUCCAUCACAACCUCAGCCAUCAUCAAUACAUCCGUCACAACCUCAGCCAUCAUCAAUACAUCCGUCACAACCUCAGCCACCAUCAAUACAUCCGUCACAACCUCAGCCAUCAUCAAUACAUCCGUCACAACCUCAGCCAUCAUCAAUACAUCCGUCACAACCUCAGCCAUCAUCAAUACAUCCGUCACAACCUCAGCCACCAUCAAUACAUCCGUCACAACCUCAGCCACCAUCAAUACAUCCGUCACAACCUCAGCCAUCAUCAAUACAUCCGUCACAACCUCAGCCAUCAUUAAUACAUCCGUCACAACCUCAGCCAUCAUCAAUACAUCAGUCACAACCUCAGCCACCAUCAAUACAUCCGUCACAACCUCAGCCAUCAUCAAUACAUCCGUCACAACCUCAGCCAUCAUCAAUACAUCCGUCACAACCUCAGCCACCAUCAAUACAUCCGUCACAACCUCAGCCAUCAAUACAUCCGUCACAACCUCAGCCACCAUCAAUACAUCCGUCACAACCUCAGCCAUCAUCAAUACAUCCGUCACAACCUCAGCCAUCAUCAAUACCCACCAUCAAUACAUCCGUCACAACCUCAGCCAUCAUCAAUACAUCCGUCACAACCUCAGCCAUCAUCAAUACAUCCGUCACAACCUCAGCCACCAUCAAUACAUCCGUCACAACCUCAGCCACCAUCAAUACAUCCGUCACAACCUCAGCCAUCAUCAAUACAUCCGUCACAACCUCAGCCAUCAUUAAUACAUCCGUCACAACCUCAGCCACCAUCAAUACAUCCGUCACAACCUCAGCCAUCAUCAAUACAUCCGUCACAACCUCAGCCAUCAUUAAUACAUCCGUCACAACCUCAGCCAUCAUUAAUACAUCCGUCACAACCUCAGCCAUCAUCAAUACAUCCGUCACAACCUCAGCCAUCAUCAAUACAUCCGUCACAACCUCAGCCAUCAUCAAUACAUCCGUCACAACCUCAGCCAUCAUCAAUACAUCCGUCACAACCUCAGCCAUCAUCAAUACAUCCGUCACAACCUCAGCCAUCAUCAAUACAUCCGUCACAACCUCAGCCACCAUCAAUACAUCCGUCACAACCUCAGCCAUCAUCAAUACAUCCGUCACAACCUCAGCCAUCAUCAAUACAUCCGUCACAACCUCAGCCAUCAUCAAUACAUCCGUCACAACCUCAGCCAUCAUCAAUACAUCCGUCACAACCUCAGCCACCAUCAAUACAUCCGUCACAACCUCAGCCACCAUCAAUACAUCCGUCACAACCUCAGCCAUCAUCAAUACAUCCGUCACAACCUCAGCCAUCAUCAAUACAUCCGUCACAACCUCAGCCAUCAUCAAUACAUCCGUCACAACCUCAGCCAUCAUCAAUACAUCCGUCACAACCUCAGCCACCAUCAAUACAUCCGUCACAACCUCAGCCAUCAUCAAUACAUCCGUCACAACCUCAGCCACCAUCAAUACAUCCGUCACAACCUCAGCCAUCAUCAAUACAUCCGUCACAACCUCAGCCAUCAUCAAUACAUCCGUCACAACCUCAGCCACCAUCAAUACAUCCGUCACAACCUCAGCCAUCAUCAAUACAUCCGUCACAACCUCAGCCAUCAUCAAUACAUCCGUCACAACCUCAGCCAUCAUCAAUACAUCCGUCACAACCUCAGCCACCAUCAAUACAUCCGUCACAACCUCAGCCAUCAUCAAUACAUCCGUCACAACCUCAGCCACCAUCAAUACAUCCGUCACAACCUCAGCCACCAUCAAUACAUCCGUCACAACCUCAGCCACCAUCAAUACAUCCGUCACAACCUCAGCCAUCAUCAAUACAUCCGUCACAACCUCAGCCACCAUCAAUACAUCCGUCACAACCUCAGCCACCAUCAAUACAUCCGUCACAACCUCAGCCACCAUCAAUACAUCCGUCACAACCUCAGCCACCAUCAAUACAUCCGUCACAACCUCAGCCACCAUCAAUACAUCCGUCACAACCUCAGCCAUCAUCAAUACAUCCGUCACAACCUCAGCCACCAUCAAUACAUCCGUCACAACCUCAGCCACCAUCAAUACAUCCGUCACAACCUCAGCCAUCAUCAAUACAUCCGUCACAACCUCAGCCACCAUCAAUACAUCCGUCACAACCUCAGCCACCAUCAAUACAUCCGUCACAACCUCAGCCACCAUCAAUACAUCCGUCACAACCUCAGCCACCAUCAAUACAUCCGUCACAACCUCAGCCACCAUCAAUACAUCCGUCACAACCUCAGCCACCAUCAAUACAUCCGUCACAACCUCAGCCAUCAUCAAUACAUCCGUCACAACCUCAGCCACCAUCAAUACAUCCGUCACAACCUCAGCCACCAUCAAUACAUCCGUCACAACCUCAGCCAUCAUCACCAUAAAAUACACCAUCCAUGUCAGUAAUUGUAUUAUUCAAAACGUUCUUCAAAUAAUUAACAAAGUUCAAGGUAUAAAAUGGUACGGGGCUUAG
This is a messenger RNA of Procambarus clarkii (red swamp crayfish), 2844 nucleotides long. The record is from RefSeq and is a predicted model, not a curated record. Lineage: Eukaryota; Metazoa; Arthropoda; Malacostraca; Decapoda; Cambaridae.